UCUCUCAGAGGGCGGCUGGCGGGGUUGCGCGUCGGCCGUGUUUUUUUUUUUGGGGGGGGGGGUCGUCUCUGCGUCGCUUUUUCCCUUGGCAGCCGUUGCUCCUUCGCUUCGUCUGGCCGGAGCGAGCCGCGGAAGGCGAAGGGUGGGCUUCCCGCCUCCUUUCCUCCCCGCCCGCCGGCCGGUCGGCGCCCCUUUCCCCUCAGCCUCGCCUCCCCUCACGGAUAACCAACAUGGCGGCGGUGUCGGGGGCCGCCGCGGGCAGCUGUGGGAGUCCCGCCGGAGUCCCGGAGAUGGUGCGCGGGCAGGUCUUCGACGUGGGUCCUCGCUACACCAACCUCUCCUAUAUCGGGGAAGGGGCUUACGGGAUGGUCUGUUCAGCCUAUGAUAAUUUGAACAGAGUUCGGGUGGCGAUCAAGAAAAUCAGUCCUUUCGAACACCAGACUUACUGUCAGAGAACCCUGAGAGAGAUCAAAAUCCUGUUGCGUUUCAAGCAUGAAAAUAUUAUUGGGAUCAACGACAUCAUUAGGGCUCCAACUAUUGAUCAAAUGAAAGACGUCUACAUUGUGCAAGAUCUCAUGGAAACAGAUCUUUACAAACUCUUAAAGACUCAACAUCUCAGCAAUGAUCACAUUUGUUACUUCCUUUACCAAAUUUUGAGAGGAUUGAAAUACAUCCAUUCAGCCAACGUAUUGCACAGGGACCUCAAACCGUCCAACUUGCUGCUAAACACUACUUGUGAUCUCAAGAUAUGUGACUUUGGUUUGGCUCGUGUGGCAGAUCCAGAUCAUGACCACACUGGUUUCCUAACAGAAUACGUAGCUACGCGUUGGUACAGAGCUCCAGAAAUCAUGUUGAACUCUAAGGGAUAUACCAAAUCUAUUGAUAUUUGGUCUGUAGGCUGUAUUCUGGCGGAGAUGCUAUCAAACAGACCCAUCUUCCCAGGAAAACACUACCUUGAUCAGCUCAACCACAUUCUUGGAAUUCUUGGUUCUCCUUCCCAAGAAGACUUGAACUGUAUAAUCAAUGCGAAAGCGAGAAAUUACUUGCUUUCUCUACCAUAUAAAAAUAAAGUUCCCUGGAACAGAUUAUUUCCAAAUGCUGAUCCAAAAGCUCUUGAUCUGUUGGAUAAAAUGUUGACUUUCAACCCUCACAAGAGAAUUGAAGUGGAAGAAGCUUUGGCUCACCCCUACCUAGAACAGUAUUACGACCCCAGUGAUGAGCCUGUCGCUGAAGCGCCUUUCAAAUUUGAUAUGGAGCUGGAUGACUUGCCGAAGGAAAAACUGAAAGAACUAAUUUUUGAGGAAACUGCCAGAUUCCAGCCAGGAUACAGAUCCUAAAUGGCAUAAGGGAUAAAGGAAUUAAAGGGCUGGGCUCACUCUUCGUAGACGUUCUCUUCCUGGAUCUUUCUCUAUGAUCAUAUGACGUGGCCUCCUUCAGUUUAUCCACUAAACAUUUCAAGCCAUUCAGGAGGACCAUUUCUAUGGUCGUCCUGGCUUUCUAUGUCUUCAACCGAUCCUCUCUUUUACGCCUGAAGAAAUGUUACCAAUACUCCUGCGUGUAAACACCCCCCCCCCCACCGAUCUUUUUGCAGGUACUGUCUUUCUCUAUAAACACACCACCCUUCGAUGACGGCCGGUUGGUUUAGAGUAGACCAUGUCCCUCCUUUCUGGUUUGAAAGAUGCAGUGUUGGCUUCUGACCUUGAGGAGGGCAGAAACUAUUUUGUACCUUGAAUCAUUUUCGUUUUGUAGAUUUUUGUAACGGCAUUUGAGAGUGAAAAAAAUAAUAAUAAUCAUGACGGAACAUUUGAGGGCACUUUAAGUCAGGGGCAUUCGCCACACCUUUUGCACUUCUUUAAGCUUGCCAUGUUUAUUGACACGCACAGUACGAGAGGACAGAUCCAGGCAUACACUGUAUUUAUACUUUUCACUCCCCCCUCUUUCUCUGGGCAUAAAUUAAGGCAGGUCACUUCACAGCAAACGAUGCAGAACCCCCCACUCUUCCCCUUCUCCCCCCCUCCCGACUUUAAGAGGUCGUAGGUACUUGUGCAAUUUUAACGUUGAAUGGUACACCUGGGAUUUCCAACGCCACACUUGCAAGACGCAUCUGCUUACCCAGAAGCCAAUCUGGUUGAUUUGAACAGGACAUAAUUCCCUCCGAUCUUAGAAUUUUGGUCAUUUUCAACCCAGCAAAAAAAUGACUUCAUACAAAAUCUUACAGUUGAUGGCUUUCUUUUUCUGGGAAUGCACCCAGGGGGAUUAGCAGAGAAAUUUUUGUGAACACGGUAAACUCCACCUAAAUACUCGGUACCUUUCUUUUGAAUGUAUGUGGUGGGCUCUGGGGAAAAAAAAAAAAAAAGAGAGAACACUGCAUCUUUAAAAUAAGAAAGUGAGAACAACUGUAUUUCCGCAGCAUGUCGACAUCUCGCCUUUUAUUUCCUGUAACGUUCCCCACUCUUCCCAUAAUGCUUCCAGAAUUUAUAACUCUGGACCUCUUGUUCAGUCAGCUGAUUUAAAUUGCAUUAUCGAGACCCCCUAACCCGGGCUCACGAAAUUAAUACUCUGCUUUUUUUUUAAAUGAUAGCUCUUCAAGUAUUUGUUUCUGAAACUGUACAGUGUGGAGUUUAUUAGAUGUUCUGUUCCAGUGCGGUGCCUCAUUGACACUUUCCCCUCCUUCCCCCCCCCCCACUGCCCUCGGUGAGAAAUUUUACCUUGUUCUAAAAUGAUGACUGUGUCUUCUCCUCGCAUGACUGUUAAAAGCUUUCUGUGCACAGAUGAUUGUCUUAAGUGCCACAUAGCUGGAGCUAAAACAACAACAACAACAACAACAACAACAAAAAAGUUACCUCUAAACUAUACUCAAUGAAAUUCUCCCCAGCAAAGAGAACAUUUCAUGGGGGAGAAUCAAGCAUGUUCUUAGCUGUUCCAUCUUUUUUUGCUCUGUUGUAUUUUGGCAGCAGUGCCCUUGUUAAUGCAUCAAGCAUUAAAAGUUCAUUUUGGUAUAUUUACCUUUACUUUUUUCCAAAUAAUUUCGUUUGCCUUUUGAAGAAUUUUUGACAGGAGUCUUGCUGUUUUAGUCUUGGGGUGACUUGCGUUUAAUUUUUACUUCCUGCAAGGAUGAGAAAGUCUUUUGGGUGGAUUUUUAGUGGGCCAAUCAUUAUGCUAAAAUGAAUACAUUUUUUUUUCUGUUAAAGAAGUUAAUGUGACAUUAUGGUCUCGGCUUGAUCCACAGUUAGCUAAUUUGUUUCUCUGAUCCAAAAUUCCAUUGAGCUCGGUAAGACUGUUUGUUAGGAAAUUAGAAUCACAGUUUUGGCCACUUUAGGUGCAUCCAAAGUUGCGUACGGUGUAUAUCAAAGUUUAUAUUAGGUGUUUACAGAUGACAGCAUUCUGCAUUAACACAUAAGCAAUCAGUCUGCUGAACCAAACUUAAUAGAUGUUUGUCUCUGAAAGUUGAUCUCUGUUAACUCUCGUGGAACCUGCAAAAAGCAUAUAUUGAAUAUUAUAUAUUGUUGGAAUAUUGUUGGAAAAGGUUUAACAGGUCCCAAGUUCUCUGCAACUUCCUAUGACUGUUCAGAUCUGUCCUAGAUCCAUCUUUAAUUUUUUAAAAAAAAAACAGAAGUUUUACCAUAAUGCCAGCUGUUAAGUUGAGCUGUUCUCCUGGCUUGACUUGCAUCAUUAUUGCAACAUUAAUUUGGUGAUUGUAGACUGUUACGAGUCUCUCAAGUGAAACAACACUAACAGCAGUUUUUGUUACAAGAAUGGAAAGUUUUGUUGACUUUGUUUAUUAUGUUUUGUACUAUCCUAUUCACCUGCAAUUUACAAUUGGACAAAGGAAGCUACAGGCAAGACAUACUAAAACAGUGUUGCCCCCAACGUUUUGGGAACCAGGAAUCAGUUCCGUGGUUUUUCUAUGGGCCGAAGGGGUCUUUUGCAUGGUUUUGCAUGCUGCCUGCAUCCCACUGAUGGGGCUUAGCUUGUUUGUGCAGCCUGGUUUCUGGCAUGCUGCAGCCCAGCAAACAGGGGUUGGGGACCCUUGUACUAAAAUCAGCUUUGAGAUAUUCAUUCUGUCUGUCAAUUGACUUCUGGCCACUAACUGUUCAUUCAAGGCACAUCUUUUGACAGAAUAGAAUGUCUUGGUGAAAAAAGUAAGGCUGUACAUUUAGGCCAGAAAAACCAAAUGCAAAGCUAUAAUAUAUAGAUAGUAUAGAUAGUACUCGGCUCAGUAGUAGUAACGGUGAGAGGGAUCUUGGUGUCCUAGUGAACAAUCACUUAAAUGUGAGCCAGCCAUGUGCAGCUGCUGC
Ahaetulla prasina is the source of this 4298-nucleotide messenger RNA. RefSeq names its product mitogen-activated protein kinase 1 (gene MAPK1). Gene Ontology annotation, molecular function: MAP kinase activity; ATP binding. The coding region runs from base 231 to 1337 and encodes 368 amino acids. Gene Ontology annotation, cellular component: nucleus; cytoplasm. The transcript is spliced from 9 exons. Gene Ontology annotation, biological process: protein phosphorylation; intracellular signal transduction. The record is from RefSeq and is a predicted model, not a curated record. Lineage: Eukaryota; Metazoa; Chordata; Lepidosauria; Squamata; Colubridae.